UACGUCAAUGUUCGCGUUUUGCAAAAGAUGUUUCGCAAAAACCCAGAAAUAUUCUAUAUUUUUUCACAAGAUUCUGAGCAGUCGUACAUAGUGGUCAGCGCUAUAAAAAAUMAAAACAACAUGGCGGACGGAAAACAUAGAAUAUGCAUGGUUUCAGAUUUUUUCUAUCCUAACAUGGGUGGUGUAGAGAGUCAUAUCUACCAGCUCUCUCAGUGUCUGAUAAAACGCAAACAUAAGGUUAUUGUUGUGACUCAUUCCUAUGGUGGAAGGAAAGGAAUACGAUAUUUAACUAAUUUCUUAAAGGUUUAUUAUAUACCAAUGGGUGUUUUUCACAAUCAGUCAGUGCUUCCUACACUCUAUACAGAUUUACCAAUUCUAAGAUAUAUCUUUAUUAGAGAGAAGAUAACUCUGGUUCAUGGUCAUUCUGCWUUUUCUACCCUGUGUCACAAUGCCUUGCUUCAUGCUCGUACCAUGGGAAUAAAGUGUGUUUUUACUGACCAUUCACUGUUUGGUUUUGCUGAUGCAAGUUCCAUUAUCACCAACAAGUUUUUACAGUUUACUUUGGCAGAUGUCGAUCAUGUUGUUUGUGUGUCACAUACUAGUAAAGAAAACACAGUUCUUCGUGCUUCAACUCAGUCUUGUAUGAAUCCCUAUAUCGUCUCAGUGAUUCCAAAUGCAGUGAAUUGUUCUCUAUUUACRCCAGAUCCUUCAAGAAGAAGACAGAAUCAGAUUGUAAUUGUAGUCGUUAGUCGACUAGUUUACAGAAAAGGAAUGGACCUGCUUGCUGGAAUUAUACCAUUAAUAUGCCAAAAACAUCCUGAUGUUCACUUUUUAAUAGGUGGCGAUGGACCAAAAAGAGUUUUACUAGAAGAAAUCAGAGAGCAGCAUCAACUUCACAACAGGGUUGAACUCCUGGGGACAUUGGAACAUGAGAAAGUGCGAGAUGUUCUGGUUCAAGGUCAUAUAUUUGUAAAUACAUCGUUGACAGAGGCAUUCUGUAUGGCAAUAGUAGAGGCUGCUAGUUGUGGGCUGUUAGUWGUGAGUACAAGUGUUGGUGGUGUUCCUGAAGUACUACCAUCAGAUAUGAUUCGAUUAGCUGAACCCAGUGUUAAAGCUCUUGAGCAAGCAUUAGAUGAGGCCGUCAGUUGCAUYAGAAGAGGUGAUGUUAUGGAUUCAUAUUGUGCUCAUGAAAAAGUCAAAUCWAUGUACACCUGGAUGAAUGUCUGCAAGAGAACAGAGAAGGUUUAUGAUACGGUAUCUAAGCUACCAAGUGUUCCAUUCAGUGACAGACUUCAAAGAUUGUACAAGUGUGGAAGUGUGGCAGGAAAAGUAUUCUGUGUGCUUGCUAUCAUCGAUUGGAUAAUAUUACUGUUCAUUUGCUGGCUGGUUCCUCAGAAGAACAUUGAUAUAUCAAUGGAAUGCCAAACCUUAUCGCAACGURAUAGAACGCAAGAACGUCAAGAACUAUGCAACGCAAGUAAGUGCUCCUGAAGCUUACCGGGCUACCUGUGUCAUCAGGGAUGAGCAGAACUGUGACUGAGAAAGUGUUCCCUUUUUGGUAAAUGGGGCGUAGCCGAACYACGUGCGAAGAUUCAAAGCUAUUUUCAUCGAGUGAGCCGAAGCUUUUUUUAAACCAUCAUCGCGUGGCACUAAGCUAAUUGUAAAAAUUGGUUUCUGGUCUCGCUUGCUUGAUAGUGUUAGGCUAUGGUUGUCGUCUUAGAUCUUUGUGAAACGGACUAUUUCAAAUGGAAGUCAGCAUUAGACGAACACGAAAGAAAAUCGAAAGAAACAGGAAUAAUGCAACCAGAACAGUGCAGUUACUUGUUCUAUAAGCAUUUACAAUGAAUAUUGAAUACAAAACUCUUAUAGAAUGAGCAGAAAAUGUCGACGAAUGAAAAGUAAAACAAGACAUUAAUCAAGUCUGGUAAAUCUCCUAGUCUCUUUAACUACAGGGAGCUUCAGUAAGACCCAUGCARUGUAUGRGAKUAUUGUCCGGUUAAGGGGCGAAGGUUUCURGGAUUAUCAUCUCAUUAGCAUUGACAUCARCACAGUGAGAUCCGACYCACUGAAAUGCGUCUUUUAAUCACACAUGUAUUUUAUGUAAUAAAACUUUAAAAUAUCA
Molecule: messenger RNA, 2122 nt
Organism: Exaiptasia diaphana
Lineage: Eukaryota; Metazoa; Cnidaria; Anthozoa; Actiniaria; Aiptasiidae
Product: N-acetylglucosaminyl-phosphatidylinositol biosynthetic protein
Exons: 14
Coding region: 28-1491 (487 amino acids)
Biological process (GO): GPI anchor biosynthetic process
Cellular component (GO): glycosylphosphatidylinositol-N-acetylglucosaminyltransferase (GPI-GnT) complex
Molecular function (GO): phosphatidylinositol N-acetylglucosaminyltransferase activity
Source: RefSeq, a predicted model, not a curated record